UCGCAACCAAAAUGACAGCCACUUGUAUAGAUCUGACAAUGAUAUUGUAAGGUAGCGAAUAACCAACAUAAUGGAAGAAGGCAAAAUAACCAAGGCCCUGCUGAAGACCAGAAGUGGGGAAUUUGAACUGGAGAGCAUACAUUCCAUUAAUCUAAGAGAACUAGGUAUUUCUGAUCUUGGAUGUAUAGGGGAGUGCACUGGAUUGGAGAGAGCCAACCUGUCCAGAAAUGAAAUCACAAAGCUUACCAAAUUAGCAGGACUUACAAACUUGGCUAUUCUAAACCUUUCUGCAAACAGAAUCAUGUCCCUGGAAGGAUUACAGGCUCUUGAUAAUUUACAGUCGUUAAACUUGGCCGGAAAUCUUAUUGGUGGUGUUGAAAACUUGAGGUGUUUAACAGGCCUAGAUAAACUAGAAAGUCUUACAGUUAAUGAUAAAACACUGUCCAAUCCCUUCUGUAUUAAUCAGGGAUACAAAAAAGAUAUAGCAAAAAUGUUUCCAAGGCUGCGGACCAUUGAUGGAGAACGUUUACAUGGUCGAGGAAGUGAAGUGUUUGAAAUGUGCAAAGAUAUUGAAGAAGCCUUAGAAAUGCGGUCCAGUAACAGUGGAGACACUAAACUCAGCAAGGUAGAAGAAUGGCUCCCAGACAACUUCUGGACAUUUUCCUCAAGAAAGUUUGACCAAACAAACUUAGCCGACGCAGAUGAGCAAUUGCAAGGUCUGUUAUACUCCUGCCAGCUACUGAGUGAGAAGGCUGAUGCUGCUCUAUCUCCUGUACGGCCUACCUCCUCCAGUGGGGACAACUCUUGACAAAGGCAAAAAUUAAUAAAAGAAAAGUUAAAAGCAAAUUCUCUCUUAAUAUUUUUCAUUUCAACAACUGCACACAGCUUAAUAGCAGUUCAUAGGUGACAAAGCAAAAAUCCCUGCUUGUGUUCGCUUCAGUUUCUCUAGCAUUUAUCAUUAAACUUAGUAUAUGGAUACAUCUAGGGAAGGCAGAGUGUCACAAACAAAAUCUAGGUCACAGUGACUUUUAUUUGACAUCUGACCUCAAAGAAGAAACAUUUCACUUCUAUUUUUUGUAGGUUCAUCAAACUUAGUACAUGGGUACAUAUGCAUGUUGGGGAGACAGAGUAUUGCGUACCAAAAAUAUAUGUCACUGCAACUUAUAUUUUGGACCUCAGUCCAGAACAAAUUAUACCUGGAGAAUUUCUCCUACGCUUUUUCAGGCACAAAUGUUUUCGUUUUCUUACACUGAGUAUUUGUUUACCUUUUACCACAAAGUGGAUGCCAACUUAAAUGUCAGAGUGAUUUGAUUUGAUUACACAAUAGAUAUGGCUCAAAAUCACUUUGACGUACCAGGUACAAGGUAUUCUGGUUUAUGCAGUUUCUGUCUUUAAUCUAUUGGUAUAUUUCUAAAUAUCAGCGGUGAUUUCCUGGACUGUACACGUAAAAGGCCAAUUCUAGCCUUUACUAAAAUUUCCUGUCAACAUAAGGUAGUGCUAUGAAAUAUAUUUACUGAUUUACCAAAACUGUUUGGGCAUGUUAGUCAAUAGGUAGACAAAUGACAUAUAAGGCUAUGCGGAUCAGGUUCAUUUAAAUGGGAAUACUUUCAAUUUCAAUUCACUGCAUAGAUUUAUGAAGUACCAGUAAUCGUAUGAUGAAAAUGAUUUAGAGUGUUAUUUCAAUUCUUUAAACAACAGGUUUUUCUAAUCUCUGA
Messenger RNA from Mizuhopecten yessoensis (Yesso scallop), 1715 nucleotides. RefSeq names its product leucine-rich repeat-containing protein 61-like. Bases 71 to 808 code for a protein of 245 amino acids. Gene Ontology annotation, cellular component: cytoplasm. The transcript is spliced from 8 exons. The record is from RefSeq and is a predicted model, not a curated record. Gene Ontology annotation, molecular function: protein binding. Lineage: Eukaryota; Metazoa; Mollusca; Bivalvia; Pectinida; Pectinidae. Gene Ontology annotation, biological process: outer dynein arm assembly.